GCAGCAGAUAUAACGUCUCUCGCGAUCUCUCCUUCGGAUUUUUCAGAACAAAAACCACGACUUGAAUCGCGAGAACCUCCUCUCGCCCUCACCGCGUAAGCUACUGUUUAAAUGGCUAGUGUAAACAACGCGUUUUGCUCCAAAAGUCGGCCUCCAUUGGUCAGCUGUUUCGCCUCGGUCGAAGCGACCAAUCGGAGAACGGAACAGACGCUAACCUGAACUCGAGACGACCGCCGCGUUUUGACAGCCAGCCUCAGGGUCCUCUGCUUCUCGCGGCGUCGAGGAAGAUCUAUUUAUUCUUCAAAAACAUGCCCAGUUUCUCCGGGAACAUCUCUCGCAAGGAGAAAUAGCUGCUAGCGUCGUGGGGCGAUUCUAGAAAAUAGAUCUUCCGAAGGCACUGCAAUAGCCGAUUAUUAAUCCGCUGUUGCGCCUGGGAUGUGAGUCAGCGCGCGUCUGGCCGAGAUUCACGCGUCAAGUUGCAUCUUGGAUUGAACUCAGAGAUGGUACUGCCCUGUGACUGGCAGACGACCACUCAGAAGAUAGCCCAGCGAGGCCAGUACCUACUGGAGACUGGGCAAUGGUCGGACUGCAAGUUCAUCGUAGGCCAGGAGCCGCAUCAGCAGAUCCUGGAGGGUCACAAGGUCUUCCUGGCCAUGUCGAGCCCAGUCUUCGAGGCCAUGUUCUAUGGGACUAUGGCGGAGAAGAACGACCCCAUACCCAUACGGGAUGUCCAGCCAGAGGCUUUUAAAGCUCUGAUGGAGUAUAUAUACACUGACAGGGUGGAUCUUGGAUCCUUUGAACUGGCUUGCGAACUGUGUUAUUGUGCCAAGAAGUACAUGCUGCCUUUUUUGGUUGAGGAGUGCACGAAAUUCUUGUGGUCCGAUCUGUCGCUAAAGAAAGCUUGCAGAGCUUAUGAGUUUGCAAAGUUGUUUGAGGAGCCAGUCUUGAUGGAGAAGUGUCUGCAGAUCAUCUGCUCGAAAACCGAUGAAGUGCUGAAGGAGACCAGCUGGGAUGAAGUUGAGCAAGGAACUGUGCUCACUCUUCUUGAUCAGGAAGAAUUGCAAAUUUCUUCAGAGACUGACUUGUUCAAUGCACUAGAGAGAUGGGCAAGAGCAGAGUGUGGUAGGAAGUCGCUGGAUCCAGCAGAUCCCAAGGCUCUGAAAUCUGUCAUUGGCAAUGCCCUGACUAAAAUUAGAUUUCUCACUCUGACUCCUCAAGAAUUUGCCGAGGGUCCAGGUAAAUCACCUUUGCUGACACAACAAGAGGCUUUUUCGAUUUUGAUGAAUAUAUCGUCCCCCAAGAGUAAGGUACCUAUGCCUGAAGGAUUUUCUAUGAACACUCUACCGAGAGCCAAGGUAAAAGUUCUAGAAACUUCCGAAUUGAAAAAAUUUAAUCCAAUGACGGUGAACAUACCAUGUACAUUUUCCAUGCCAAUGAAACCAACUUAUUCCAUGGAGUGUUCAAGUGCAAUAGGAAACCCAUCCUUUUUUAUACGAGACUUAAGUUACCCAGACAUAGUUAGAGAAGAAGAUCGUAUUAGCAGAGAUUCUCAAGAAGUUCCUAAUGAAAUACUCAUCACUAAUAUAAGAGAUAGGCCAAAAUUUUAUUGCAUGAGAUCAUCAAUGCAGCAAUCAAAUUUUUGCAAUUAUGACGUUAUGGACUGUUCUGUAACAUUCACAGUAGACAGAAACAUUUUUGUUCUUGGAGUUCAAGUGCCAUCUCAAAUUUUAACUGCUGUGGACCACCUUCCUUCAACUUUUGGAGGAAUGGAUCAACUUCAUGCAGACACAACUUACACAGAAGUCCUCUAUGCUCAUCUUCUUGAUUCGGACGGGACUAGACUGACGUAUACGCAUUACACAACUAAAGCUUCUUUGAGAGAAUUGGUCGAAAUAUCUUUUAACCGACCAGUAUACAUCCAAAAAAAUAAGAUGUAUAAAGUCGGGGUAGUAUUCAACAAACCAGGCUGGUACCCAAUUGGAAAUUGCACUCAAAGAGUGAACUGUGAAAACGUCUCCUUUACAUUCAACGUUGGCGUAAACGGUGUGGACUAUCUAAGAGAUGGACUUAUACGGUCGAUUGUAUUCACAUAUCGAUAAGAAAAUAUUACACGCAAUAAUGUUGUACAGUGAUAUUUCUCUUUGAAAACUCCAAAAGUUUUAAUCGAAACUUGUAUAAAUUGUAUAAGGUAUUGAUGUUUCGUGUAAAUAAUUCGGACAAUUUAAAAUUUAUAAGAAUUUUUAUUGUUUUGUAUAAAUUGUAUAAUCUUGAUUCUUUUGACAUCCUUUGUACAGCAUUGUAAUCUUUUUGUCUAUUUAGAUGUGCAUUAACAAUUUGUUAUACAAAUAUUUUAAUUACACUCUCUUGUGCUAAAAUUAACUCUCUUAUUGCACAAUCAUAAAUGUACAAGUGAAUUUGAAUCAACGGCCCAUAUACGGACUAUAAGUGCUCUCUCUACGUAGCUUUAGUCACGUAAUUCUAAGUCAAAAUUUGUAUUUAAAUUCGCAUUCAUUACACAUUACUAAUGUAGUCUAAAUAUAAAAUCAUUUCAACAUCUUUAGAUCUUAAAAUCGUGUCAACUGGUAGUAUUUAGAUAUAUAGUAUAUAUAUACAGUAUUUCGAGUGUAUUUUGCUUUUUAAAUUAUACAUUAGAUUUUAUAAAACUCCUUUUGCAAAAUAAAUAUAUUGAUUUUAACACAUGUCUAAUGGGAUAUUAAACAUUAAACAAAAUAAAAAUUUUAUUGCGUUAUAAAA
Messenger RNA from Nasonia vitripennis (jewel wasp), 2754 nucleotides. RefSeq names its product BTB (POZ) domain containing 2-like. Bases 501 to 2099 code for a protein of 532 amino acids. Gene Ontology annotation, biological process: neurogenesis. NCBI's taxonomy places the organism in Eukaryota, Metazoa, Arthropoda, Insecta, Hymenoptera, Pteromalidae. The record is from RefSeq and is a predicted model, not a curated record. Gene Ontology annotation, molecular function: protein binding. Gene Ontology annotation, cellular component: P-body; cytosol. The transcript has 7 exons.